Messenger RNA from Chrysochloris asiatica (Cape golden mole), 399 nucleotides. Its product is annotated as chromosome unknown open reading frame, human C16orf91. The record is from RefSeq and is a predicted model, not a curated record. NCBI's taxonomy places the organism in Eukaryota, Metazoa, Chordata, Mammalia, Afrosoricida, Chrysochloridae. The transcript is spliced from 2 exons. Bases 1 to 399 code for a protein of 132 amino acids.
AUGAGCCGUGUCCUGUGUGCGCCGGUGGCCCGGGCCUCCCGGGCGCUGAGACACGAAUGCUGGGCCUCCCAAAACCUGCACUCGCUGCCCGGUGGCCGGGCUCGGGUCGGGUCGGUGGCUGACAGGGAGGAAGGGGACGACCUUAAUCGGCCCAUCCAGUUUUCCUCCAGCAAAGCCACCCCGUCCCGUUGGACGGUGGCACAUUCCCUGGGGAAAAUGGAGCAGCGGCCCUGGUGGAAAGUGCUGCCCCUGAGCCUCUCCCUCCUGGCCCUGAUCGCCUGGUGCUACCUGCGGGAGGAGAGUGGCACGGACGAGUGGUUGCGGGGCGUACUGGGAGAAGAACCACAGUCCAGCCACCGCUCCGAGGAGCUUGCAACUGACAACGGGGCGAGGACUUAA